Mya arenaria is the source of this 1169-nucleotide messenger RNA. Its product is annotated as heparan-sulfate 6-O-sulfotransferase 3-B-like. Lineage: Eukaryota; Metazoa; Mollusca; Bivalvia; Myida; Myidae. Gene Ontology annotation, cellular component: membrane. Gene Ontology annotation, molecular function: heparan sulfate 6-sulfotransferase activity. The transcript has 3 exons. Bases 477 to 1169 code for a protein of 230 amino acids. The record is from RefSeq and is a predicted model, not a curated record.
UCGGGCGUCCAAAUACCUUCACAUUGGACGAUGCAUCAAGAAAUCAUUCGACCGCAAAUAAUAAGAAGCUUAACGUUACAAAACGAUAUCUGGCCUAUAGCAGUAAAAGGCGUUUAAAUAAUUUCACAUCGAAAGAUCCUUCACAAGACUAUUUUACUGCGAUUGAAAAGAGGGCAAGUAUAGCAGCAGUAGACCAUGCUUAUAGUAGUAAGCUAGUACGUGAAAACAAAAUAACGAAUGCUGCUCACACCGUAGCAGAAUGGAGAGAAGAAGCGAAAGAAAAUGACGUGUUUCUUCAGGAAAUUCUUAGUCAAAACUACUACCAUUCUGAUUCAAAGAAAGUUUUAUCACUCUUCUUUCUUGGAGGAAAUUCUACGUUUCCGCAACUGCAAGAACCUAUAAAAACACCACUUAAAAACAACUACGACAUUGACAAAGAUCUAAUCGUAUUUCUUCACAUACAAAAGACAGGUGGGAUGUAUCUCAACGAGCGAUUUCGUACAAACUUGAAGCUGGAUUUUCCUUGUAACUGUAAAAAGUUGGUUCCCUGUGGUUGUUUGAACAGGCAUCACCGGAUGUGGAUGUACACGAGCGCCUUUUCCGGUUGGACAUGCGGCUUGCACGCUGACUGGACACAGAUGCACUCUUGCAUACCGCAACUCGCGGACAAGGUGGACAAAGAACAUCGAGAACGAAGGUACUUCUACAUGACACAGCUACGGGACCCGCUUGACCGGUACAUAAGUGAGUGGAACCAUCAGUCAAGAGGUGGACACUGGCAGAACGCCUUCUACAUGUGCGCGGGGAAACACGCCGAGUGGGGAAACGUUCGCCCUUGUUUCCUUACGGACAACUGGCGCGGAGUCUCAUUGGACGAGUUCAUGAAGUGUAAAUAUAACCUGGCAACCAAUCGGAUGGCGCGGAUGCUGGCAGACUUAGAGAGCUCGGAUUGUUACAAGCAUUUUCAUGAAGAGCGAUAUAAAAGCAUUAGAGCGCCUCAAUGGGUGUCAUCAGCGAAGGCGAAUUUACGUUCUAUGGAGUACUUUGGUAUUAUGGAGGAACCCGAGAAAUCGGACAAACUGUUUAACAAAGUGUAUUCUUUGGAAUUUAAAUCAAAAUCGGUCGGUAAGACAACCGGUAGUGUGCAAAGCAGAGAGUUUGAUGAAUAA